This is a messenger RNA of Peronospora belbahrii, 1560 nucleotides long. The record is from the annotation of a GenBank genome assembly. NCBI's taxonomy places the organism in Eukaryota, Oomycota, Peronosporomycetes, Peronosporales, Peronosporaceae.
AUGUUAGCUUUCGACAACAUCACGUGUGCUGGACAAGUAAGUGAGAGCUUCAAGAAGCCAACGAAUGUGGUGAAAGAUGUUACUGGCUAUGCUGAGUCAGGCGCGUUAACUGCGGUAGUAGGAGCAAGCCGGGCUGGCAACUCCGCAUUCCUAAGCGCUCUGGCUGGUGAAGAAGAUCCGACGGUGGGCAAAAUAUUCUACAAAGGGAACGAAGUCAGCGCUAUGCUGCGGCGUCAUGCCACAGGAUACUGUUGGUUUGGUGCUGAACAUGUUGUUUGGCAUGGAACGACCACACUCGUGCUCUUUGGUGGAGGCUCGCCUUGUUGCAAUUGGGGUGGAGCUUGCAUUCUCUCCAAGCAUACUUCUUCUGGCCUUGACGCGAAUAGUGUGCAAAGAAUUAUUCACGUGUUGGAACAAGUGGCUCGUAUCGGCCGGACAGUCAUGUGUAGUAUGCCUGAUUCGGAGUCGAGCGCGUUCGAUCGAGUACUACUGCUGUCGAGUAAUGGCGAGACAAUUUUUCAUGGCAAAACUUGCCUGAUGGUGCAAUACUUGAGAGCUCUCCCGGGUGUAAAGAGGUCGGGCAGUGGCAAAACUGUUAUCACAUGGGCGCUUGAAAGUUUGGGUAAAAGAUCUGGAGUCACGACGGCAACGGCUAGAGGCUGUGAAGCUCGCAUGGACACGAAGAAGAAAAAAGGUCAACGUGGUGGCUUAAUCUUGAAUACUAUCGACAUUGUAAAUAGCGAGAAGGAGACUCGCUUUGUGUGGUCUUUCCAGCGCAGUGAAACUAGGAAAAGACUGCUUUCACAAAUGCAGCGCGUGGGCUACCUGCAUCCACACUUGAAAGAGCAGCACGUACCGGGACUAAUCGCAGCUUACAAGAGUGGAAACCUGCGGGCGCAGGCGGCUUCAUGGCACAUGCAGAUAAGGUGGCUCAUGCGACGCGAGAUAUUAUCCUACUGGUGUAGCUUGUUUUUACUUAACUCGGUGGCAACGACCAUGCAGUGGCAACUCCUAGUACUCAUUAUAGCGUUCAUAUGGUUCGUCUGGGUCUGCCUUCCAACAAGGAGCACAGAGUAUGAUACUUUCGAUGGAGUGAAUCAUGGUAUAAUGCUAAUUGCCUGGUCAACUCUUUUAUUAGGAGCUAGCUUUGCGCUCAGUGCAAUUGCCUGGUCUGGUCACAGAAAUGCUUGGAGGGAGAAUGCGUACUGGUGCCGUGAGCGAGCUUGGCGAGCGUAUCUUGCAGUGAUUUGUCACGUCUGUUCCAUCGCUGUGGAGUUGGCAUUUGUGCUUGGGAUCACGCUUGUAGCUGCAAUGGUCACAUUCACAUCUUGGGUUUUGGCGGUUGCUAAGAGUGGCAACUUUGCACUCUUCUGGUUCCUCUUGCAAUCUUUGCUCUUGGAUAGUGCUUUGAGCAGACUGACGUCGUUGAUAGUGUCGCUGAUGCCUCAACGCUUUGCGCUUCCGAUUCUGCAAGCACUCAUAUUUGGUGCUGCCGCCGAGUCUUGCGCCUAUGAGGCGUUCAAGCUGAACGUGAAAUGCCACGCCGCGAUUUACGAUUGA